UAAGGGCGCGAAACGGUUGUUAGAGCUCCAGUAGCAACUACCCCGGAGCUUUGCGAGUUCCUGGGGUUGCCUCAGGUGCCGCUCACGGGCGAUACGAGAAGGUGGAUCUUACCUCUGCACCUUUUCUGAAGCCCCCUAUCUGUUUGUCAUCAUGAGUAGUGAAUUCCUGGCGGAGCUGAAUUGGGAGGAAGGGUUCGCCAUCCCGGUGGCGAACGAGGAGAACAAGAUACUGGAAGAUCUGUUGUCAAAGCUGCGGGAUGAAAGGUCAAGCUUUCAAGAUCAGCUACGUGACUAUGAAGAUCGAAUUAAUGCUAUGACUUCUCACUUCAAAAAUGUUAAGCAAGAGUUCUUAUUUACCCAGUCUCUUUGCAAAGCCAGGGAGCAUGAGAUUGAAAGUGAAGAACAUUUUAAGAUGAUUGCUGAAAGAGAACUGGGCCGAGUGAAGGAUGAAAUGCAACGACUGGAAAAUGAGAUAACUUCAAUACGGGAAAAGAAAAGUGAUAAGGAAAAUUACAUAUUUAAAACUACUCAAAAACUGGAUGGUUUGAAAUGUCAGAUGAACUGGGACCAGCAAGCACUGGAGGCAUGGCUGGAAGAAUCGGCUCAUAAAGAUAGUGAUGCCCUCACUCUUCAGAAGUAUGCACGACAGGAUGAUAAUAAAAUUAGGGCACUGACCCUGCAAUUAGAAAGACUGACUGUGGAAUGUAAUCAGAGAAGAAAGGUACUUGACAAUGAACUCGCAGAGACUCUAAGUGCACAGUUAGAAUUGGAUAAAGCAGCCCAAGAUUUUCGUAAGAUUCAUAAUGAAAGGCAAGAACUCAUUCAGCAGUGGGAGAACACAAUAGAACAGAUGCAGAAGAGAGAUAGAGACAUCGAUAACUGUGCCUUGGCAUUAGCAAAGAUAAAGCAGGAAAUAAGAGAAAAAGAAAAUUUGGUUAAGGAAAAGAUCAAGUUUUUGGAAAGUGAGACUGGGAAUAACACAGAGUAUGAGAAAAAAAUUUCUGUUGCUGAUCGUAAAGUUUUAAAAUGUAGAAUGGAAUAUCAAUGUCAUGAAACUAAGAGAAUUCAGCUGAAGGAUGAGCUAGAUACUUUAAAAGCCACUGUGAAUAGAAGUUCCAGUGAUUUAGAAGCUCUGAGGAAAAAUACUUCCAAAAUAAAAAAGGACAUUAAUGAAGAAACAACAAGAUUACACAAAAUUAAAAAUCAUAAUCAGAUUGUAAGAAAAAAAUUAAAGCAGAUAACUGAGAAAACUACGUCUGUAGAGGAGAAAGCUACCAACUUGGAAGACAUGCUAAAGGAGGAAGAAAGAGGUGUGAAAGAAGUAGAAGUUCAGUUGAGCAUAGUGAAGGAUGUGUUAUUUAAGAAAGUUCAGGAAUUACAGACUGAGACAAUGAAAGAAAAAGCUGUUGUAUCUGAAAUUGAAGGAACCCGUUCUUCUCUAAAGCACCUUAACCAUCGGUUACAUAAACUGGACUUUGAAACCUUACAGCAGCAAGAAAUUAUGUACAAUCAGGAUUUUUACAUUCAACAAGUGGAAUGCCGAAUGUCACGGUUAAAGGGAGAAAUUAACUCAGAAGAAAAACAAGCCCUUGAAGCAAAAACUGUUGAACUUCAAAAGACAUUGGAAGAGAAAAAAUCUACAUUUAACCUUUUGGAAACAGAGAUCAAGAAGCUUCAUAAUGAUCUUUACUUUAUCAAGAAGUCAAAUAGUAAAAAUCAUGAUGAAAAACAGUCCCUCAUGACCAAAAUAAAUGAACUAAACCUCUUCAAUGAUAGAUCAGAGAAAGAACUUAAUAAAGCCAAAGCUUUGAAACAGGAUUUGAUGAUAGAAGACAAUCUUUUAAAACUUGAGGUUAAACGUAUUCGAGAAAUGCUUCACAGUAAGGCAGAAGAAGUUCUUUCUCUGGAAGAAAGAAAACAGCAAUUACACACUGCUAUGGAAAAACGGACCGAAGAAAUUAAAAUUCACAAAAAAAUGCUUGCAUCACAAAUAAGAUGUGUUGAUCAAGAACGGCAAAAUAUAAGUGCUGAGUUUCUUGAGCGGCUAAGUAAAAUUGAUAAGCUGAAGAAUAGAUAUGAAAUUCUUACUGUUGUUAUGCUGCCUCCUGAGGGAGAAGAGGAGAAAACGCAGGCCUAUUAUGUAAUAAAGGCUGCUCAAGAAAAAGAAGAACUUCAAAGGGAAGGUGACAGUUUGGAUGCUAAGAUCAACAAAGCUGAAAAAGAAAUCUAUGCUCUAGGAAACACCUUGCAAGUGCUGAACAGCUGCAACAACAAUUACAAACAAUCUUUUAAGAAAGUGACUCCAUCUAGUGCUGAGUAUGAGGUAAAAAUUCAACUAGAAGAACAAAAGAGAGCUGUUGAUGAAAAACACAGAUACAAACAAAGACAAAUCAGAGAACUACAGGAAGAUAUCCAGAGCAUGGAAAAUACUUUAAAAGUUAUAGAACAUUUAACAAAUAAUGUCAAAGAAAAAAUAUCAGAGAAGCAAGCUUACACACUUCAACUAAGGAGAGCAACUGAGGAGCAGAAGCCAAAAUUAGAGAGAGUAACUAAACAGUGUGCAAAACUCAUCAAGGAAAUCCGUCUUUUGAAAGACACAAAAGAUGAAACACUAGAAGAACAAGACAUCAAACUUCGUGAAGCGAAACAGUUUCACAAGAUCAUUGAUGAAAUGUUAGUUGAUAUCACAGAAGAAAAUGCUGAGAUUGGUAUUAUCCUUCAAACAUACUUUCAACAGAGUGGUUUAGCACUACCUACAGCUAGUACUAAAGGGAGUCGUCACAGUUCUAGAUCUUCCCAGACUUCACUGGUAUCAGCAAGGUCACCUAAGAGUACAAGUACUUCUGCUUCUCAGACUUCAAUUAAAGUAUUAGAGCUGAACUUCCCAGCCUCUUCACUAACUGGCAGCACUUCUAGACCAACUAGUGCUAGCAGUGGCUCCAGUAAUGGUAAAAGCAAAAAGAGCAGCAAAUAAACAUUUUAAUCUCUCUUUUGAACAAGUUG
Mesoplodon densirostris (Blainville's beaked whale) is the source of this 3003-nucleotide messenger RNA. RefSeq names its product coiled-coil domain containing 39 (gene CCDC39). The coding region runs from base 152 to 2974 and encodes 940 amino acids. Gene Ontology annotation, cellular component: axoneme. The transcript is spliced from 20 exons. The record is from RefSeq and is a predicted model, not a curated record. NCBI's taxonomy places the organism in Eukaryota, Metazoa, Chordata, Mammalia, Artiodactyla, Ziphiidae. Gene Ontology annotation, biological process: cilium movement; cilium-dependent cell motility; inner dynein arm assembly.